AUGAGUGGGUUCGUCAACAAGUUUUCGGAGGAAUUUAAUAAAAUAUAUACAAGUGGGCGUCGUAGUGGGAUGAGCUACGAGGAUGUCUUCAAAAAGGCAUCAGAUGUUUACAAGACAAACCACAAAACCACGUUCGCACACGUUCGGGCUUGGGAAGUUAUGCGAACGGCCCCAAAGUGGGCGCCGGUUCCCAACGAGGUGGAGAUGGCAAAACGUCAAAAAAACUCGGAGACCGGUAGUUUUAGCGUCGCCGGCUCGGACGCGAGAUGUCACAUAAAUUUAAACAACGACGACGAGUUCGAUGAAGAAGAGUACGCUGUAAGGGAAGUGGAACGUCCCCCGUGUCGGGACAAAUCAAAGAAGGAGGUGACCUCAAAGAAAGAAAAGCAAAAGGUCGAUCCGAAGAUGGAGGAGUUUAUGACGCAAUUUAAAACUUACACGGAGGUCACGACCCAAAAGGCAAAGGCGAAGGAACGGGCAGUCGAAGAAAAGGCACGCGUGGCGGGAGAAAAGUUACGAUUGGCCGAUGAUAAGGUUCGGCUCAAAGAGUGGGAUAUAUUGACAAUGGAUGUUGAUAAUUAUCCCGAACCAAAACGCUCGACUUUAAAAAAUGUGGAUGAUUAA
This is a messenger RNA of Helianthus annuus (common sunflower), 624 nucleotides long. RefSeq lists its product as uncharacterized. The record is from RefSeq and is a predicted model, not a curated record. Lineage: Eukaryota; Viridiplantae; Streptophyta; Magnoliopsida; Asterales; Asteraceae. The coding region runs from base 1 to 624 and encodes 207 amino acids. The transcript has a single exon.